AUGGACAGGUACGACCGUCAGGUGCGGUUGUGGGGGAACGCAGGUCAAGAUCUGGUGCGUAGGUCGCACCUGUGCGUUGUUUCGCGCGGGGAGACGCCGCUGCUGCAAGAGAUACUGAAGAAUUACGUGCUUCUUGGAGGUUCCCGCAUCACGCUGUAUCUGGAUGCUGAGGGUGGCAGGAGUAACCAUCUGUUGUACGGUGAUCUGCGGGAGGCGCUGGCCCCGUUGAACCCAGAACCACUGGAAUUGACCACCCACCGCGUCAAUUUGAACAGUUUCGUGAUCCCCAACUCGGAACGGUACUCCGCUAUCGUGCAAGUCGGUUUGCCCGUUGGGCUGCGGCACGAGGGAGACCUGUCACCUCCAGUGAUACACUGCUUUGCUCGCGGGCUUUGUGGUUACGUUCAUUUGCAAUUGAGCGAACCGCAUUUGCUAUUGGACCCUAGAAACGAGUAUACGAUACCCAGUCUCCGGUUGGACAAUCCCUGGGGGGAACUGUCCCAGUACAUGGACUCUAUACACGUAGAGCAGAUGGACGACGUCCAAUUGUCGCAGCUACCCUUUGCUGUGCUCCUCUACAAGACAUUGAACACACGUCGGGCCGCGACCACUGCGGCACAACUUAAAACUGUGCUGGCGGAGACAUACCUUCAUGGACUCAACCCAAGAGCGCAAAGUGACCUCAACUACGCCGAGGCCGUCAGAUUUGCCCAUUUGGCCUUUACAAAGAACAGGCAAGACGGACUACUGAACCGGUUGACGCGGGAUGUGUGUCCCUUGCUCGAGCAAGAGAACAAACUCGGAUUCCAGGACACAAUGAACCAGUACAUCGCAACAUUGCUGUCAACUUUGAAGCGAUACGCGGAUAUGCACAAUGGCCAUUUCCCGCUCGAUGCGACUCUACCAGAUAUGGAGUCCACUACACACAACUACAACGCGCUGAAGCGGGUGUACGAGGCAAAGGCGGCCAAAGACCUUGCGGACUUCAAAAAACUCAUACCAGGCGAUAUCGAGAUUCCUGAGCACGUCAUCGACGAGUUUUGCCGGAACACUAAAACUACAGAGUUAUUCGAGCCCUUGGGCGUCUGCCGCGGUCCACCAGAUUCAUCCGCCCCACCGUUGCUCGAUGCGCUCAAAAGGUGUCAAGAAGGCAAAACGGUCGACCUUCCGCAACUGAACGUCACUUUCAGUUAUCCGACAGAGACGUACAUUGCGGGUCUUGUAACGCAAGAGCUGGUCAAACUUAUCACGCACCAGUUCGUCCCGAUAGAUAACUGCUUUGUGUACGAUGCCCUUGAUCCUCAGAACAUGGCAACGUGUCGGUUGUGA
This is a messenger RNA of Huiozyma naganishii CBS 8797, 1329 nucleotides long. It is a transcript of the gene ULA1, whose product is annotated as Ula1p. The record is from RefSeq and is a predicted model, not a curated record. Bases 1 to 1329 code for a protein of 442 amino acids. NCBI's taxonomy places the organism in Eukaryota, Fungi, Ascomycota, Saccharomycetes, Saccharomycetales, Saccharomycetaceae. The transcript has a single exon. Gene Ontology annotation, molecular function: ubiquitin-like modifier activating enzyme activity.